UUACUUUUCUUUCAGCACCAUUCAUGUGAGUUCUACAGUAGGUGACCUUCUUCUCCGAGAUGUCUCCAGUAGGGUCACUAAUUGCCCUGCUCCUACUCUGCACCUCUUCACUAGCUGAAGAGAAGGCUGUCCAACCGGAAGCACGAUGUGGAUCCAGCUUUAUAGACGAAUACAAACCUGUCCAGAUCCAAGUUGCCGAAGGCCUAGACUGUACCUGGGACAUAGUGAGGACAGCCAAUGAGACCACCCGAGUAAUCUUCUCCGUGCUUGACCUGAAUCCAUCCGCAGACUGUUCCCAGGAGAACAUCACCGUAUUGGAUGAAAAUUUAGAACAGCUUGGGGUGUUGUGCCCAAACUCUGAUAGGAUUGCUGAGUUUGAAUCUUCAGGCACUGUGUAUAUCAGAGUGACCACCAAUUCCGAACCUCGUGAAAGGAAUGCAUACUUCUUUUUUUACUCCCUCAAUCUUGCAAGUGCGUUGAGCUGUGGUGGGGACCUCAGUGGUAGUUCAGGAACAAUUGCCAGCCCCAAUUAUCCUGGACGACAUGACCAUUUCACCUACUGUAUCUGGAACGUGAAAACGCCAAAGAACACAAUAGCUAAGCUGUCAUUCACUGAAAUCUUUAUUGAACCAGAUGCAUCCUGCCGAUUUGAUUUUAUUGCCCUGUUUGAUGGUCCAAAUACAGACGCACCUCUGAAGGAAGUGCUGUGUGGUCGUACGGUGGCUGAGUUGGAGACGUCUUCCAAUUCCUUCACAUUGGUGUUCAGCGCUGAUUACGCCAACUCCUAUUUUGGCUUUUCUGUCGACUACACCACCAUACCAAUAGAAAGCAACGGCUCAUUGUCUUGCUCUGGAGACUCGAUGAAAGUUAUUCUCGAUCCAGUUUACAUUACUUCAUUGGGAUACAAUGCAAAUGAGCUGACAUUGAUUGAUAAAGCGUGUGCUCCUAAUUCUGACAAUCCUAUUGUUUUUGACAUCCCCUACACAAGCUGUGGUACAGUUAAAAAGGUGAAGGAUCAUACAAUUUACUACACAAACACCAUCUUUGCAAGCACGGUUGGCACGAUCACGAGACGUAGACAGCUGCAGGUCAUUGUCACCUGUGAGCUGGAGAAAGACUCCAUUGCUGAGAUUAUGUACGUGACCGAGGAUGACAUAAUCCAAGAACAGACGGAGUUUGGAAAGUAUGAUGUUAGUCUGGCCUUCUACCCAACAGAGGACUUCAUCACGCCGGUGCAGGAGUCUCCAUAUUUCAUUGAACUUAGUGAGUCUGUGUUCCUCCAAGCUACAGUCCAGUCUUCAGAUGCUAACCUCAAGGUGUUUGUAGACACCUGCUUUGCCUCUCCACAAGCUGAUUUCCAGUCACCGAAUUACGAUCUCAUCAGACGAGGAUGUGUGAAGGACAACACUUACCAUAACUACCCGUCUGGCAGUGGCCAUGCCAGGUUCAGCUUCAGCGCCUUCAAAUUCCUGAACAGCCACACCUCCGUCUACCUCCAGUGCCAGUUGGUGAUCUGUGAUAGUAGUGACGCCGGAUCCCGCUGCCAACAGGGAUGUGUCACCCGCGAGCGCAGAGAUCUGGGAUCCAAAGUGUGGAAAACCAACGCGGUACUGGGACCCCUUCGUCUGAAACGCCACAGUGAACCCGAGGCGGCAGGUUCUGUCAGCGAGAAGACUGAAGAGGUGAAGACAGGCCAGAGCAGCUUGUAUGUGUUGGGCAUCUCUGUACUGGUAGUCAAUGCCCUCAUUUUGGCAUUUGUGGUGCUCAGGUACACCCGGAGAGAUACCACAGGUUACUGAUACCAGGCAGUGGCCUCACGCUAACUGGUGACUCUGUAUACACCUCUGUAUACACCCAGUGCGCAACAUUCUACCUGGACCUAAAUAUUCGCAGAAGAUAAAAAGCAAGAUAUGAACAUGUUACCAUACAUAUUAAACAUUUACCUCUAUUUUGGUUCCAAUAUGAACGUCCUACAGAACAACUAUCGUUACCAGUUGGAAUAGUUCAUUAUCUUGUUUAAUUCAAUAAAACAACACCAUGUUUAACCUGCCAA
Molecule: messenger RNA, 2053 nt
Organism: Rana temporaria (common frog)
Lineage: Eukaryota; Metazoa; Chordata; Amphibia; Anura; Ranidae
Gene: CUZD1
Product: CUB and zona pellucida like domains 1
Exons: 9
Coding region: 60-1799 (579 amino acids)
Cellular component (GO): cell surface
Source: RefSeq, a predicted model, not a curated record